AGUCAGUAACAAGGGGUAGAUAAUUAUGAAGUAAAAAUUUUUACAUAAAAUGUCUUUCGGUGUGCGAUGAAAUUGACCGUACUCGAAUGUUUUUUUCGUUAUGGGUCAAACAGCCUCUAAUGUUGCUAAGAAAGUUGUCACGCCUAUUACAUCUCUGUACUCACAGAACAACAAUGGAUCGACUGAAAUAUGCAAAAGAACUGUGAAACAUCCUGUAAUACCUUAUGUGUUUAAGCGUCGAGGAUCAAUGUACUUUGAUGAAGAUGGAGAUCUUGCGCAUGAAUUUUACGAAGAAGUGUUUCUCGACCGAAUGGGGAAGAAACGCAUGAUGCGUAAACAAGAGCGAAACUUGAUAGCGCAGGGUGAAAUUGAGCUUCCAUUUCCACGACUACAUGUUGACUUCCCUAUAGUAAUUUGUGAAGCCCCAGACUUGUGAUGGUCUGGGAUAUGAUCUUUCACCCCAUUCCAAACAGUGAUUGGAGAUCUUGCUCAAGCAUGUCUGAAAUUGCAGGACAAAUCACAGUGCUUUUGGUGAGAGACAGGCAGAGAAGCGCAAAAACAUAGUGAUAUGAUAUUCUAAAGCAAAUCAGGCCAACACAAAUUACCUCAGAGCACUCCUUGUUAAAGUGAAAAUAAAAACUGUUUUAUCCUUCAUAUAAAGCAAGAUUUUAUGGUCUUGGAGUGCACCCAUUUCAAUAUAAUAUUUACUAAUCUUUGAAUUACAUGUCUGUACAGCUCCAUUCUGGGAGUCAGUAAAGAAUAUACUAUCAGUUAUGUUGAGUGGGUUGUUAUCAGUAAAUGAGAGUAUUCCUUAUAGUCAGGGUGCCCCAACAACCAGUUAUUUCAAAUCGAUGCAAAUAUUUACUUUUAGCGAUUACAUUAAAGGUAAAAAAUGAAAUUACAACUUCAAUCUGAAUCGACAAUGAUCAACCCAAUUGUAAUUAUGUAGGGCUGAAUGGCACAUGAGCCCAUGUUUACAUGAAAAAUGACAAUAUCCAAAAAGCUUUAACAUUUGAGUUGAUGGUCCAGUCUAAGUAUAUCUGGGGUUCACUUGCUUUCGAAUAGAGAUUACUUAUUUAUCUCCAUAAGAUACUGUGUUUAUAGAGUAAAUCUUUUAACAUCAGGUUAUUUUGGAGAUGAUUUGAAAAUAUUUAAUAACAAAAAAGUAAUCAAAUUUAAUAUCAGACAGUGUUUAUAUAAUGUUAUAUGCACUCUCAAAUCAUCAAAGUCUUUUAACAGGCAAAUUUUAAAGAAGACAAAGAUUAAAUACAUUAAAUGUUUUAUAAACUGCGGAAAGUGUUUUAAAAUUUGUGAUGAAUAUACAAAAAAUGGUCAUGUUUUUAUGUAGGAACAUUUUACAUCAAGAUCAAAGACAUUGUUUGCAAAGAUUAGAGUUGUCCAAAUUAGAACUAGCUUCCUGUCUUUCUCAAUCCAUGAUUGUAGGUGUCUUGCACAAGUAUCAUCACUCACAGGCUGUAAUCCAAAUAUAUCUGCUUGAAAGAUGCUCCUUUUGAGAUGCUGGUCUAAAGUGUCAGCUGUUGGAGUUAGCUUUUCCUUAUCCAUUGUCUUGUGGCUGAACAUUUUCAUUCUCAAGAGAUCAACAGUGGUAUCAUCUACAUAAUUUUCAUUGGAAUACAGCCUACAGACAAGCUGCAUCACAACUUCUUUCUACUGUAAUAUUUGAUGAUAUAGUGUGCUAGCUGCAACUGUGAUAUCAGUUACGUGACAAGUUCUGUCAUUCAUCUCUCAGCAGUAUUGUUUCUUAUUAAGCUUAAAAGUUGAUGUGCUGUUUGAUCAAGAGAAAGCGUAAAAGAGAGCCGUUGCUUUGAGUGUUGUUUCUUUUAAACUUGAAUUUGUAUGUUAUAUUACUAAGUGAUGUUUUCUGUUGAAAUUUCCAUGGAAAACCAUUAGUAGAUUUUUCUUGAUUGACAUUUUGAAAAAAAUAUAAUUUUUCUCAAGUACUUCUUUUCUAGAAGUAAUUAUAUUUUUCUUGCCCCCUCAAUUCAAAGGUUCAGAUAGGGGCUUCACCAGACCCAUAAUCACAUGCUUAUUAUCUAGUGUUACCAGGUCUACACUGAUUUCCUCAAGCUAAUUUCUGAUAUUAAUAAUACUAUCUAGUGAGCCUGUCCCAUGGACCUAGAAAUGAUGUCGAGUUGCACUUCUUUCCUCAUGAUGACAAGCUCUUCAUUACCUUUUCUUUCUGCUUCACAAAAGCUAAUCUCAGGACUGGUUAGAAUUCAGUACUUUAAGAUGGUAGGGUUUUUACUAAUAGGAAUCACUCUCCCAGUUCCUUUCACUUCCAUUUAAUGCAUUUCAUAUUUGUCUUCUUUAUAUUCUGGUUGUUUAGAGUUGUUGAUGAUUUGAAGGGAUUGCCUUUAUUAUUCAUAUGUAUUAUGCAAACUUACUUGAUAUUACAUUUUCUUGUUGCUUUUAGUUUAUCUCUUGUAGUUUUUUGUGGGGUUUUUUCUUGUUCCUUGCCAAUUUUGAAUUAUCGCUAAAUAAACCUGAUGUUAAAUAAUUCAUAUUGAUAUUGUAGACACAGUACCUUAUAGGGAUAAACUAAUUAUAAAUAUGAGUGUAGAUCUUCAUUUCAAACCAAAUGACACCAAAUAUAUUCAGAUCAUACUCUCAACACAAAUAUUAGAGCUAUUUGAAUAUUGCCACUUCCAUCAAAAACACAGUCAAGCUUCUCAAAUCUCUUACAUGCUUCCUAUUGGGCUCUCCAUUGUCCCCUUGAGCUGAAGUUGUAAUUUAAAUUCUUACCUUUCAAUGUGAUACCAACAAGUACACUUUUGCCUCAAUUUGGGAAGAAAAUGAAUUUUGCCAAAAUUGGCAUCCCAGUAUUAGAGACUAACUUCAGAUAUUGUCAAAUUUGACAGCAUGUUCAAAAUUAUAUAUAUUUAUUAUAACAAAUACAGUGAACCUUUUUUCUUUAGGUUUAAUCUUAAGAAAAUUGGGAUGAAAAAUUUUGUAAAAAUUGUUUUAGAAUCUAGCUAUAUAUUCUAUUUUCACUUUAGUAUUUAUUCUUUUGAUUUUUUUUUUAUAUAACCUUAACAAUUAAACUUUUUAAUGUUUAUGUGUUCUAAUAUAAUACUAAAACUUUUGUGUUUUUCUUUAACCUUUUUGAUUUUUAAACAGUGAAAAGAUAGCUCUAAAUUAAAAUUUUGUAAGCUAUAUACAUAUAUAUAUAUAUAUAUAUAACUUAACUCAUUGAAAUUAUUUUAAUUUUCACUAUUUACUGCAUUAAAUUUCACUAUUUCUAACAUUGUUUUCAUGUUGAAAGAAUAGAUAUUUCUAAUUUAAUAAAAAAAAAAAAAAGAUUUAGCUUUUUCUUACUUCCUAUUUAGAAAGAUUGCACCAAAUUUCUAUAAAUAGUUCUGCAGAAUCUUGGCCACCAAGCAAAACUUAAACUUCAGCUAAAGAAGCCAAAGAGUUUCUAGUUUUAAUUAAUGAGUCAAUCAAUCAAGUGACAAAUUUCUGUUUAAAGUCAACUCAAAAUAAAUCUUGUGGUUCUCACUAACAUAUGUAGUACAAAAUACAUUAUAUACAACUAAAAGCUGAUGGUGGUUCUCUACAUUUUUUUCUCUGGAAAGAGACUAAGCAAUAUCAAUUUUAUUUCAUAUUUCUAUUGAAUAUGUUUAUUAUUCACAUAUUGUAUUAUAGAAUGUUUGCUUUUUAAAAAAAAAAUUAAAUAAAUAAUCAGAAAUGAA
Molecule: messenger RNA, 3710 nt
Organism: Octopus bimaculoides (California two-spot octopus)
Lineage: Eukaryota; Metazoa; Mollusca; Cephalopoda; Octopoda; Octopodidae
Product: tumor suppressor candidate 2
Biological process (GO): regulation of mitochondrial membrane potential
Cellular component (GO): mitochondrion
Source: RefSeq, a predicted model, not a curated record